AUGUUCGGUUUUAGAAACAUUGUGACAGGCCUACUAGCCCUAUCAACGCCCAUUUCUACGCUUUCUCUACGCCCUCGCUCCAUUACUCCUCCAGACGGAUGCCCAAUCCCAACAUGGACAGUUAGCAACUUCCGAUGGUACAAUGGCUCGCACUCACUAGACUGCAUCCACAACGAAGCCGACAUCAAUGCCAAGGGCUGCCUCUGCGGCAACGGUUGGUGCAAGCCCGACCCGGCUACUUGCAACGGGACAAUGGUGCCCGUCUGCUAUACCGGCAUGCCCAACUACCAGCCGUGGGGCUACGGCCCCCCGCAAACACUCGACAUUGACUUCGCCGAUGGCCUGAAGUGCCACGACCAGUACAUUGGAUACCGCAUUCACGAUAUUGGCCACGGAGAGAGUAAUUGCGGCUACGCGGAUCGGGGAGAGGGCCGUAUUGUUGCCUUUUACGGUACCUCGGACCUUGAUAGCUCGACUGGACACAUGGACUAUACUCUUGGAAGUGGACAUGCCCUUACUUGUGCCAAUGGGAGCUCUAUCACUUAUUCGGGAAGUGUGAAUUUCCCGCUUACGUGCGCUCACGACGCGUAUUUUAACGCCACUUGCACGGCUCCUGUAUUUGAUAUUCCUGUCUUGACCUAUCAAUGGAUUUAA
Penicillium cinerascens is the source of this 654-nucleotide messenger RNA. RefSeq lists its product as uncharacterized. Bases 1 to 654 code for a protein of 217 amino acids. NCBI's taxonomy places the organism in Eukaryota, Fungi, Ascomycota, Eurotiomycetes, Eurotiales, Aspergillaceae. The record is from RefSeq and is a predicted model, not a curated record. The transcript has a single exon.